CAAACAUUCAAGAAAUCCUCGCAGAUCACAAGAUACCUCCUCACUGGAGGUACAUCAAAAUUGAAUCUGGGGAGCUCAUUUUGAAUUAGUACGUACUACUUUCAUUACAAUUUUACUACCCGAUUUUGUCACAUACCACGCCAUUGAACGAUGGGUCUGGGUCAUCGUCGGGCACUGAUCGGAGCCGAUCGAACGUCGAGACUUGACGAACACCAGCGCCAAAACCGACSCGAAAACAGCAGCCGAUUGACCCGACGAGGUGCUGCAGGUGCGGGUUGUGCUAAAAUGUUAUUGUUCACGGUGACAAUCCUUCUUUGCAUUAUGGGCAACCAAAUGGUGGUGCAACUGUACGAAUACGCCUAUCACAAUCACAAUCACAACGGCGAUCAUCAAAGCAACGAGCAAUUGGGCAUCGGCGGUGGCGGAGGUAGUGAUGGCAAGGACGGUGCUGUUGUGAGUAGGACCGCAACGAACGACGAAAAUAAAAAUAAAACCGAAAUCGAAAUCGAAAUCAAAAUCAAAAUCAAAAACGAAAUCAAAGACGAAAUAGAAAACAAAGCAAAUAAUAAGGGGGGAGCCAACAACGACAAGAAGUGGAAAUGGUUCGACGGUGAUUUGAACGCAUACUACAACUCUCUCGAAACUCAAAUUCAYGACCGGGACCCCUCCAAAAUCGCCUCCUACGCGGUCCACCGAUGGAUGGGGCCCAAGGGAUCCACAGAGGAGCACUAUGAACUAAUCGAUCGUGCAGUGGCACAGCACCAUGCCACUGUCCGAAAACUAAAGGUCUUUGACGCCGGGUGUGGAUUGGGUUCGGCGCUGAUGUUCUUCGAAAAGAGACACCCCAACUGGGAUAUGACSGGACACACCAUAUCGGAGGAGCAGCACCGGUUUGCGGAGACGAAACUMCCGAAACACAACUUCCAAGUCAACCUUCGAUCCUAUGACGAAAUCGAUGCCAUCGACAGCAACAGCGGCAACGGCGACAGCAAAACUAUUUCCUACGAUGUAAUCUACAGCAUAGAGGCAUUGAUUCAUUCCCCCAAUGUCACCCACACGAUGAAGGAGUGGGUGGAUCACCUCGAACCUGGAGGAAUCGUGGUCAUCAUCGAUGACUUCAUCUCGGACGGAGUCGACAAACAUCACCACGACAUUCAGGCCUUUUCCAAAUCGUGGCUGGCAAACGUGCUCAUCACCCCCACCGAACUCGAGGAGCUCGCAAGGAAUGUUCUUGGGUUGACCGUGGUGGAAAACCUCGAUUUGCUCGCCGAAUACGAAAUCGUGAAACGCAACUACCAUAAUAAAAAACCGGUCAUCAAACCCGUUGCCGACCGCAACCACCAGGGAUGGAUGGGUUCCAAGUGGAGACAACGYCUGACGGUGGAGGGGAAGCUCUCCUACAACAUGAUCGUCCUCAAAAAAGACAGAGAAAGACGAUCCUUAGAGACGACUCGACGAUGUUGUGACGAUGGACGGUGAAAUGUGCGCUUCGGUUCCUUCCAUCAAAAUGGACGGCGAGAACGAAGAACAACGCGCAAGCUUUCCCAAUCACGCCACAGCUCAUGUCGGGAAGAGGAGCGGGUGGUGACAAUAAGAUGGCUUGCAUCUYCGGUUGUUACUGCUACAACAAGGGACUAAAGUGGUACGACCACCUUGACGCCCAUCGCACAGACAACACAGCGUAACUGAAAGCUGGACCGGAACCUUUGUGGCCACUACAUCGAAGUCUUUGCAAAGCACCUGAACGAUCACUACGGAAGCUACCCCGCAGCAUCGUCAUCAGCAUCGUCGAGCACCGAACGAGGGAGAUUCUUGGACAUUGGAGGCACGGGARGCACGGCGUCCGGAAUGACUAAGGUGACGAGCAAAUUUCAGCACUUCGCGGGGCCACUAGAGUACUGGAAACUCCACUCGGACCCGGCCGCCAAGGACCUGGAAMGAACCCUCUUUUGCGACAGUGACGAUUGUCUCACCGCUGAAACCUGUGGCUUCGACGUCACGUUUACCCACACGGUACUCGAACAUGCCAAGCAGCYCUGGAAGUMUUUCGRCACGAUCGCGCGCAUCACGAAGCGCGGCGGGCUGACGAUGCACCUGGUGCCCUGGUCGUASCAAUACUAUGCCACCCUCGAYGACAACUACCGGUUCUGCCACAAGGCCCUYGUCACCSUCUUCGAGGAUCGAGGAUUCGACGUUUUGGAGGUCGGAUACGACGUCUGCUCCAAGCCUGACCAMAYGAAGAAUCGAAUCGACGAACACUAUGAUGUUAUUUGGCUGACCUACGUAGUGGGCCGAAAACGACAGUCCCUUCAUAACGUUCGGUUCGGUUAUGUGUACGGAAUAGAUAGCUGUAUAAUAAUAUUGUCAAUAGGAUGCCGAUUCAAAUCUAGCAGAAGCAACAAUUGCAGCACGCAAUCGAUUUAAGGUCAUAAAAUAAUAUUAAUAUUAUUCUUAUCCCACCUCCAAGAAUUGGCAUGAACAGACUGCAAAACAAUACAUUUGUUAUGAUUUGGUAUGGUAGACCAGUAAAUGCUGUUUGCGCAU
Messenger RNA from Pseudo-nitzschia multistriata, 2544 nucleotides. The record is from the annotation of a GenBank genome assembly. NCBI's taxonomy places the organism in Eukaryota, Bacillariophyta, Bacillariophyceae, Bacillariales, Bacillariaceae.